ACACAGCCCGUGCGCUCCCCGCUCGGUGUUCAUGAGGUGUGUCGCGAGCGCUCGGGGGCUGGUGCCGCGCCGCUGAUGGUGCCGAGCACCUCACCCUGCAAAGGAACGCGACUCAGACUUAUCGGUGGGACUAUUGACUCAACAGAGGUGUAGAUCACCGCACGCAGCGGCGAGGCACGAUGUUCGGCAGCUUGAAGCAGAAGUUGCAGUCGCUGAGCCCUCUGGCCAGCCCGGUGGCCAGCCCGAACUCAUCGCCGCGGCCGCGUCGACGGCUGCCGUUCGGUCGCGGCCCGGCGCGCCGCCGCCAGCGGCGGCAGGAGUACCGCGAGGUGCAGUCCGACCCCGAGUGCGACUACGGCUCGACCCGGCGCCCCCCGCGCCAGCACGGCGACUCGGCGCGCGGGCUCUUCCUGGACGACUUCUACGACGGCGUGACGGGGAAGGCGGUGCGGAACGGCGGCGCCGAGCCGGGCUCUGGCCACCCUGCCACCGCGGGACGGGCCUCGGGACAGAGUCAGGUGAGUUACGUGGACAUGGAGGGUACGUGACGUAGACAGGUGCUAAUAAAAGGUAAGAAAAUGUGUUGUCCGUCAUUGACCCCGGCGCAAGUGUAUCCUAUGGUCGUGUAUAGCAGUCGCGGAAAAAAACUUACACAGUUCAGUUGCCGAGCUAGGUGUAUUCUGCGCAUACAUUUGAAAACGGAAGCCCAUGAACAUAAAUAUAUACUAGGAUGCCUACAAGAUAAACAUACACAAUAGAACUGGCAUGACGAUAUACAUACACAAAAGUUGUCAUGACGGUAUACAUACACAAGGGAGUUUACAUGACGACAUACCAAAUCAUUUUUUAGUCUAGCUCGGUCAA
Molecule: messenger RNA, 864 nt
Organism: Pollicipes pollicipes
Lineage: Eukaryota; Metazoa; Arthropoda; Thecostraca; Pollicipedomorpha; Pollicipedidae
Exons: 2
Coding region: 180-548 (122 amino acids)
Source: RefSeq, a predicted model, not a curated record